Andrographis paniculata is the source of this 2260-nucleotide messenger RNA. RefSeq names its product alkaline/neutral invertase E, chloroplastic-like. The transcript has 7 exons. The coding region runs from base 215 to 2161 and encodes 648 amino acids. The record is from RefSeq and is a predicted model, not a curated record. Gene Ontology annotation, molecular function: endo-alpha-N-acetylgalactosaminidase activity; sucrose alpha-glucosidase activity. Lineage: Eukaryota; Viridiplantae; Streptophyta; Magnoliopsida; Lamiales; Acanthaceae. Gene Ontology annotation, cellular component: chloroplast. Gene Ontology annotation, biological process: sucrose catabolic process.
AAACAGAACCUUGGGAUGGAAACUUCACGAAUCUACUUUCGAAACGGCUUUUCUGUGAUCGAUGCAUCACAUGUCGUCGCAUCGUAUAUGUACCGUCCACUGAUCCCACCCACUUAUUGGUCCUUUUCCUCAAUCUUGACCGCCUUUCUUUCGAUUAUUUUGCAUAAUCCUCGUCUUCCCCAGGAUCCCAUCGCCAUUGUUAGGUAUAUUGCUAAUGGCUGUUGCUGAAACAGUGAUGCAAGUAUGCAAUGGGGCUGGACCCUGCCACAUUAGUUGUAAUCCUCGGCUAAAAUUGCAGUCAUCUUCUGUUUCGCGAUCUUCUGUAAUAUGUAAAAGGAGACGAGCUGCGACUCGUUUCAAAGUUGUCGACAGAUCAUAUCCUCAAAGUGAUAUUUAUUGGUUUCCUAGAGCUUCCGGCAUCAAUUUUGACUCCGAUCGCUAUUUAGGAAGUUUCAAAUGCAGCUGCCAAAGAGCCGAGAGCUCGAACAGGCUAGCUUCCGAUGAUGGGAGCCAGAAUGAAAAAUUAUAUGUGAAUAAGGCGAAAGAGUACGGUACAGGAAAUGGCGACAUAUUCAAUGUUUUAGAUUCGGAGGUCAGCAGAGAGUCCAGCUCAGGAAAGGAGGGGUGUUCGCCUAACGGUAAUGUUGCAAAGCAUGGAGCCAAACGAGAAACCAAGCAAAAGGACGGUUCCAAAUCUGUCGAGGAUGAAGCAUGGGAGCUGCUGAAAGAAUCCGUUGUAUAUUAUUGCGGUAGUCCUGUGGGUACGAUUGCUGCGCAGGACCUGACUAGUUCCAGUGUCCAGAACUACGAUCAGGUCUUCAUCCGCGAUUUCAUUCCUUCGGGAAUUGCCUUUCUGCUUAAGGGGGAGUACGAGAUCGUCCGUAACUUCAUUCUUCACACUCUUCAGCUGCAGAGCUGGGAGAAAACCAUGGAUUGCCAUAGCCCCGGACAAGGGUUGAUGCCGGCUAGUUUUAAGGUACGAACAGUGCCUCUUGAUGGGGAUGACUCGGCUACAGAGGAGGUACUCGACCCUGACUUUGGAGAAGCUGCGAUUGGUCGUGUUGCGCCUGUUGAUUCUGGGCUGUGGUGGAUUAUCUUGUUAAGGGCGUAUGGAAAAUGCUCGGGGGAUCUGUCGGUUCAGGAACGAGUAGAUGUUCAGACCGGAAUCAAGAUGAUCCUUAGGCUAUGCCUUGCCGAUGGUUUCGAUAUGUUCCCUACGCUGCUCGUAACCGAUGGCUCGUGCAUGAUAGAUCGCCGGAUGGGAAUACACGGUCAUCCUUUAGAGAUUCAAGCACUGUUCUAUUCUGCGUUACUAUGUGCUCGGGAAAUGCUUGCUCGGGAGGAUGGAUCAGCUGACCUUACCCGAGCAUUGAACAAUCGCCUCGUCGCGCUGUCAUUUCAUAUCAGGGAAUACUACUGGAUUGACAUGAAAAAACUCAACGAGAUUUAUCGUUACAAGACUGAAGAAUACUCGUUCGAUGCUGUUAACAAAUUCAACAUCUACCCCGACCAAAUUCCUCCAUGGUUAGUCGAAUGGAUGCCUAACAAAGGGGGCUAUUUAAUCGGAAACUUGCAGCCUGCGCAUAUGGACUUCCGGUUCUUCUCUCUCGGGAAUUUGUGGUCCGUUGUCAGCAGCCUCGCGACGUUGGAUCAGUCGCAUGCCAUAUUGGAUCUUGUCGAAGCGAAAUGGCUCGAUUUGGUAGCGGAUAUGCCGUUUAAACUUUGCUAUCCGGCUCUCGAAGGCAAGGAGUGGCAGAUCAUAACCGGAUUUGAUCCCAAGAACACGCCGUGGUCGUAUCACAACGGGGGUUCCUGGCCGACUCUUCUUUGGCAGCUCACCGUCGCUUGCAUCAAGAUGAACAGACCCGAGAUCGCGGAAAAAGCUGUGGAGAUUGCCGAGAAGCGAAUAUCAAAAGACAAAUGGCCUGAAUAUUACGACUCCAAGAAGGCCCGAUUCAUCGGGAAGCAGUCUCGGCUAUACCAGACCUGGUCUGUUGCGGGCUACCUCGUCGCGAAACUUCUCCUCGCCAACCAGAGUGCGGCCAAUAUGUUGAUCACCGAAGAGGACUCCGAGCUCGUUAACGCCUUCUCUUGUGCUAUCAGUUCGAGUCCGAGGAGAAAGCGCCGGCACAAGAGAUCCGAGAAGACUUUUAUCAUCUAAGGAUAAUACGAUUAACGUUUACGGAAAGGUUAGACAGCGAUGUAUAGAUUGAAUCGACUCAAAUCCGAGUAUGAAUGAUUAGAAAUACCUCGUCCGUUC